Molecule: messenger RNA, 3112 nt
Organism: Coccinella septempunctata (seven-spotted ladybird)
Lineage: Eukaryota; Metazoa; Arthropoda; Insecta; Coleoptera; Coccinellidae
Product: hydroxymethylglutaryl-CoA synthase 1
Exons: 1
Coding region: 236-1630 (464 amino acids)
Biological process (GO): acetyl-CoA metabolic process
Molecular function (GO): hydroxymethylglutaryl-CoA synthase activity
Source: RefSeq, a predicted model, not a curated record
CAAAAAUAAAUUAAUUUGAAGUGGGAAUGAGCAAGGGAACCUAUUUAACCGUAUUUGCCGUUUAUACUUGAAUGGGUUUAGCCCAGACCCAGACCCCCAUUUGAGCGAUUUCUCUAAACAAGUUCCGUCUUUGAAAUUACUUGUAUCAGUUUAGAUUCAUAGACCGCCGAGAUCAUAGUGAAAGUACUUGUCGCUGUCGCGUCUUCAUUCAAGUUUUUACCGAAUUAAACCUAUCAUGGGUUCGUGGCCAGAUGAUGUUGGAAUUGUUGCAAUAGAACUCACCAUCCCUUCACUGUAUGUGGACCAAGAAGAAUUAGAAAAGUACGAUGGGGUAUCUUCUGGUAAAUAUACCGUAGGAUUAGGACAGAAGGCUAUGGGAGUAUGUACAGAUAGGGAAGAUGUUAACUCUUUGUGCCUCACAGUUGUUCAUAAGUUACUCGAAAAGAAUCAUAUUGAUUAUUCAGACAUUGGAAGAUUAGAAGUUGGUACAGAAACAAUCAUCGAUAAGUCUAAGAGUGUUAAAAGUGUUCUUAUGCAGUUAUUCGAACCACAUGGUGUGACUGAUAUAGAAGGUAUUGAUACAACAAAUGCCUGUUUUGGAGGAACUGCAGCGCUCUUCAAUGCAAUUUCUUGGGUGGAAUCAUCUGCUUGGAAUGGAAAAUAUGCCUUGGUAGUUGCUGCUGAUAUAGCAGUUUAUGCUAAAGGUGCUGCAAGACCAACUGGAGGAGCUGGAGCAGUUGCUAUGUUAAUUGGCCCAAAUGCGCCUUUAGUUUUCGAUAGGGGACUUAGGGCUGUCCAUAUGAGACAUGUUUACGACUUUUACAAACCAGAUCUGUCGUCAGAAUAUCCUGUAGUGGACAGUAAGUUAUCCAUUCAGUGUUAUUUGAGUGCUUUAGAUAAAUGUUAUCAAACUUAUUGUGAGAAAGCAUCUAAAUUUUUCCAGAAGAAAAUUGAUUUGUCAUUUUUUGAUGCAAUUCUAUUUCACACCCCAUAUUGUAAACUAGUUCAAAAAUCUCUGGCUCGGUUAUAUUUGAAUGAUUUUUACUUGGCUUCUCUGGAGCAGAAAGAACUCAAGUAUCCAGAAUUGAAAAGUUUGCAAAACAUUGUCUUAGAAAAAACUUAUUUCGAUAAGGAUGUAGAAAAGGCUGUAAUGAAUAGUAGUAAAGAAUUAUUCUCUACCAAAACUUCCCCUUCGCUACUUAUAGCAUCACAAGUUGGUAACAUGUACACUCCAUCGCUUUAUGGGGGUUUAGUGUCUCUCUUGGUAUCAAAAAACCCAGCUGAACUAGCUGGUAAGAGGGUUGGGUUGUUUUCCUAUGGAUCAGGGCUGGCUUCAGCCUUUUAUUCUUUAAAAAUUUCAGAAGAUGGGAAUAAUGGGACAGCAUUACAAAAACUGAUAUCAAAUUUAACUUCUGUUAAAAUUAAUUUGCAUCAAAGGCAAAAAAUUGAACCUCAAGAAUUUGAGAAAUUUAUGGAUAUUAGACAGAAAAGUAAUCAUUCUGCUCCAUAUGAACCAUUAGGUUCUAUAGAAAGCUUUUUUCCUGGAACUUACUAUCUGACCAAAAUAGAUGAAAAAUACAGAAGGUCUUAUGACAGAGUACCGAAUGCAAUGAAUGGCCAUGCCCAUUGAACAGACCUUCAUGAUUAUGUGAUAGUAAAUAUAAUAGAAUUGGAGUUGGAUGCAAACAAUACCAUUUUUUCCACUAAGUGGAGCAAAGAUCAUUUGUAACUUAAUGUAUAUGGAAUCAUAUACAGAAAAUAAUCACAGUAUUUACAGUUGAAUAAUUAUGUGUCAAUCAGAAGUACAAUAAUAUCUAGAUUGAAAGACUAGACUUGUCCCAACUUUUUCGAAUUUUCUUGUUUCAAUAUUCCUUCCUCUACUACAAAAUUUUUGUCAUAAACAUUGUCAGGAUAAUGUAUUGGGACAGUAAGAGUGAACUGAAUAAAUGUAUGCCUAUUUCAAUCUAUUGUUCAUGAUUAAUCAUUUUUCAACAAGAAAUCCAAACUAGAAAUAUAGAACCUGUCAGCUUUAUUUUAAUCAAAAACGGUCGGAAUUUUAUUGGAAGAGGGCUGAAAUAGUUUGUUAGUUUUCAUGAAGUAUAUGCUUCUCUUUUCAUUGUCUACUAUGAAGAAAACAUCAUUUGGGUAGUUAUAUUUUGAUGCUGAUGAAAAUUUUCUCGAUUAAAUUAGGUAGUCACCAUAGCUAGGUAUAUGGUAUAUAGAAAAAGUUUUGGCGGAAGGCAAUUUUUUGCAGAUAUUUCCUGUUUUGAAAUGGAAAAUUAGUUAAAUUUAUUUUUGUUGACGGCAAAAUAGAUAUACUGUAAAAUAUAACAAGUUUUAUUUCGAACAAUAUAUUCCUUCUUAUAAAAUUAGUCUUGAGAUUCUGAUAAUACUGAUUUCAUUAUUUUAUUCAUUAAUGAGGAAGAUGAACAAUGGCAGCACAGCACAAUUAAUAUUGAAAGUGUUACUGAUCAAAAGAAAGCAUGUUCAUUGCUGUAUUAUACUUCUAGAAACUUAUUUGUUGGGUUGAGAUUGAGAUAUUAGCUCUUUUGUGCUCUGAUUAAUAGAAUUAGCAAUUAUUUAUUACAAUUUCAUAUUUGCUCCAUUUCACCUGUAAUCAUCAACAUUGUGCUGGUUUCUUUUGAAACUAAUUAGAGAAUCUUGGUUGAAGCUACAUUUUUAUCAAUUGGAGAUUGAAGUUUCUGUUUAAUUAUAUUUGUGUUAAUUUCAAAAUGUAUCGAGGAUCAAGAAUGCAAUAACCAUGUUUCUGAGAAUAAUUGAGAAGAUUGAUUUUAUUCUACACAAGUAUUCCCAUAAUCAAUAAAAACGAGGUAUUAUUUUGGUCUAUAUUUUAAUUUUUUUUCCCAGUUAUACUUUAUUGAAUGUAAAACUUUUCGAAGGGCAUUAUGAUGUCAUCCAGAAUGAUAUGUGAAUGAACCAUUUCUUGGGUUGAAUAAGUAAACUAUUUUUUCUUCUUGAAAUGAAGAAUCAUUUCACCCUCAAGUGCCUUUAGAAUUAAUUCUAAUUGAUUGUUUUCCUUUUAAAUAUCAAUAUUCUUAUUUCAUGCUGAUUUAUUAGGUAAUUUAUUAUUCAAUAAAUUAUUUCAAUUUAA